ACCCAUUCCGCUGUCCCGUACCACGCGCCCACUCCUCACCGCCCGCCUUGCCUCACGAAAGCGUGUCGUCUCUCGCCAUCACCCUGUGUGUCGGGUGUUUGUGUGCUACACCCGCCCAAACAAUCCACGAUGCAACGGAGCGCCAUGCCUUCAUCGUUUGCACCUCACCAUAUAGCACAUGGUGAGGAUUCCGACGACAGCGAUUUUGGAGAAGCUGCGCUUUCCUCCGAAGACGCCGGCAGUGACAACGGCGAAGCAUCCCACGCCUCACAACCCCAAGGUAGAUCAUCACAACGAGCAGCCGUGGCGGACGGGGGAGACACAGGCGCUGCAGCUGCCUUCGACGACUCUUCUGCUGCGCCCGAGGGCAUGCUGUUGCGUGACAAGCAGCGCCGCACCACCCACUACAAUUACCAGCUGGAGAAACAGAUGUCUCAUGUCGAGGCCAAGCAGUUCUAUCAACAGCAGCGUCAAAACACGCUCGACGAACACAACCUCUCUGCCAGUCCCGUCACUGGCACCAGUCCGAUCCUCAGAGCAAAGACGUUUUCAAGCCAUCCCGGAGCAGAUCCUACUUCUCUCACGAGGUCUGGCAGUCUAAAGAGUAGGCAGAGCACUUCCACAUACAAAGAGCCUGCGCAGACAGGAUACAAGUCCGCCCUCCCCGUCGGGCUUAGCGAUCCUCGUAAGCAUCCUGAUAGCUCUACAAUUCAGUCUCCCAGCAUCGGCAGAUUCGACGGCUUUCAAAAUGCAAGAUCAAAUUAUGCCGCAGACGAGGAAAAUCUGCUCGAGGCAGAUCGGGCCGCUCGUGCACACGCACUGCAUCCGGGCUUGCCCCACGAAAAUAAACCUCUACUCGAGCAGGAAGGCAUUCACGGCGCCGGUGCAGGCAUAGGCCAAGAUGCUGCGAAUGAUUCCAGCGUAACUUCCGAACUCAGUGCCAUCUACUCAAACAUCCAGAAAAUACUCGAUCUGAGGCACAAAUAUAUCAGGUUGUCGUUGCAAGGUCCGUCCGACAAUCCUCGCGAUGAGCCCGGCUGGAACCUAUAUCCGCCGCCUCCUGAGCCUGUCUGGUACGAGAACAAAGAGCGCAAUGCCCAAAAUAGCGACCCGAACGGCGAUGCCGAUGCGAAGACUCCUACCGCCUCGAGCGCCAAGCCGAAAAAGCCUCAGAGAAAGAUGGGCCAGGACAUUGGCGAAGACUUUGACUUCGAAGAAUGCCUUCCGGUCCCUGACGCUUCGGAAAUGACUUUCAAGCUCGACCAGGGUGGAGUGUACCAAGUAUACGAGACUUCCAAGUCUGCAGAACUCGGUGAGCCGAUUCUUCACAUUCCCACAAUUCGCGAGUAUUACAUGGAUCUCGACAGCAUCCUCGCCAUCAGCUCAGAUGGACCAAGCAAGUCAUUUGCGUAUCGUCGCCUGCAGUACUUGGAAGGCAAGUUCAAUUUGUAUGUGCUUCUCAACGAAUAUCAGGAAGUGGCAGAUACCAAAGCCGUGCCGCAUCGUGACUUCUACAACGUGCGAAAAGUGGACACUCACGUACAUCACUCGGCGUGCAUGAAUCAAAAGCAUCUGUUGCGCUUCAUCAAGAGCAAGAUGAAGAAGUGUCCGGAUGAAGUAGUGCUCUUCCGAGACGGCGAAUACUUGGCCCUUAAGCAAGUGUUCGAAAGUAUCAACUUGACCGCCUACGACCUAAGUAUUGACACACUGGAUAUGCACGCCCACACAGAUUCUUUCCAUCGCUUUGACAAAUUCAAUCUCAAAUACAAUCCCGUGGGAGAGAGCAGACUGCGAACUAUCUUCUUGAAGACCGAUAACCACAUACAGGGCAGAUACCUCGCUGAGCUCACCAAGGAGGUCAUUUCUGACCUGGAGAGCAGCAAGUAUCAAAUGGUCGAAUGGCGCAUCAGCAUUUACGGGCGCAGCCUGGACGAAUGGGACAAGCUGGCAGCGUGGGUCGUAGACAACAAAUUGUACUCGCCCAACGUCAGAUGGCUGAUUCAAGUGCCUCGUCUGUAUGAUGUGUACAAGGCUGCUGGUACCAUGGAGACGUACGAAGAAGUCUUGCGGAACGUCUUUGAGCCGCUCUUCGAAGUCACCCAGGAUCCACGCAAGCACCCAAAGCUUCACGUUUUCUUGCAGCGCGUCAUUGGAUUCGAUUCUGUCGACGAUGAGAGCAAAACCGAGCGACGAAUCUACCGAAAAUUCCCGCUGCCAAAAGACUGGGACACAAAGCAGAAUCCUCCGUACACGUACUGGAUCUACUACUUGUUUGCAAACAUCGCUUCGCUCAACGUCUGGCGCAAACAGCGUGGCUUCAACACUUUCGCUCUGCGGCCACACUGUGGUGAAGCCGGAGACACCGACCAUUUGGCGACUGCGGUGCUGUGCUGUCAUAGCAUCAGUCACGGCUUACUACUUCGUAAAGUGCCUCUUUUACAGUACAUUUUCUACUUGGAGCAGAUUGGUGUCGCGAUGAGCCCGCUGAGCAACAAUGCUUUGUUCCUAGCCUACGAGCGGAACCCCUUCUUGCAAUACUUCCGACGAGGCCUGAAUGUCAGUCUUUCGACGGACGAUCCUCUGCAGUUCGCCUUCACGAAGGAGCCUCUGAUUGAGGAAUAUGCUGUGGCUGCCCAGAUCUACAAGCUCUCGGCUGUGGACAUGUGUGAGCUAGCAAAACAUUCUGUGCUGCAAUCGGGCUUCGAGCACGUCAUGAAACAGAGAUGGCUCGGUAACAAUUGUCACCUUCCUGGCGUGGCGGGUAAUGAUAUGGCAAAGGUCAAUGUGCCAAACAUUCGUGAGGCUUUCCGUCAUGAGACCUGGCUCCAGGAGCUGGCUAUGAUUGAUCGCUACACAAACGCUCCUCCCGGCCGCCGCCUAAAUUCGACAACUCUUCCACCAGAUGUUCAAUCGAACACUGGGCCACCUAGUCCGACUGCCAGCAUGAUGACGCACCCAUCGGCCACCAAUCCUAUGCACGGUAUUGAUGCUUCCAAUCACAAGCCCGGAACUUCCACCUAUGCUAAUCCGAACACCAUAGCGACGCCUCGAAUUUACCAAACCAAUGCUCAAACAGCGCGACUCUCGAAGCUCGACAUAGGCCAAGCUCACCCAGAUGGCGCAAAUGGACUUCAGCGCCAAAGCUCGCUCAACCAUAUGAACGAUUCUCCCACAGCAUACCAACCCCCUAUUGAUGUUCCUCCAAUGCCCUCGGCCUCAUCCUCCACAACACUACAGCCCGUCCUUAGCAGCAGUACCCUGGCCGGCCAUGAGCCAAGAAUGUUUCCUGGAGUUAUGAGCCGUCGCAGGAAGAGCUCUAUCGCCAAGGGCGGCGUAUCUGGUGAGGAUUCAGGCGAUUGUGGACUGGAGAGAAGCACAGGCAGUCUUUCAGGAAACAUGACCAGAAGCACUGGAGAAGAGGGGCUUAUGAUGGGAUUGGAAAGAAAGAAUACGAUCGAAGAGGCCGCCAAAGAGGAGGAGUCUCCGCACAGGAGCGAAGAGUAAGCGGAUUGGCAUGCACCGACAGUACACAUGCACCUCACAGACUGAUGAUUAUGAUGGACGAUAGAAUGGAUGGUCGGGAAUGUUGUAUCAUUUAGGAAGAUGACACGAGACUAGAUGUCAUGAGAUGUUGUUUGAGGCAUGCUUUUGGCGCGGCUAGGAUCUCGCUCUGAAAGUUCUAGAAUGUAUCAGUGGAAUAGAGAUGGAGUUCUGGUGGCGUGAAUGACCAAGAAACUAGAGAAC
Cercospora beticola is the source of this 3744-nucleotide messenger RNA. RefSeq lists its product as uncharacterized. Lineage: Eukaryota; Fungi; Ascomycota; Dothideomycetes; Mycosphaerellales; Mycosphaerellaceae. Gene Ontology annotation, cellular component: cytosol. The record is from RefSeq and is a predicted model, not a curated record. Gene Ontology annotation, biological process: IMP salvage; AMP metabolic process. Gene Ontology annotation, molecular function: AMP deaminase activity.